This is a messenger RNA of Anopheles arabiensis, 4570 nucleotides long. RefSeq names its product structural maintenance of chromosomes protein 3 (gene SMC3). The record is from RefSeq and is a predicted model, not a curated record. The transcript is spliced from 3 exons. Gene Ontology annotation, cellular component: chromosome. Gene Ontology annotation, molecular function: cohesin loader activity; ATP binding; protein binding. NCBI's taxonomy places the organism in Eukaryota, Metazoa, Arthropoda, Insecta, Diptera, Culicidae. The coding region runs from base 360 to 3965 and encodes 1201 amino acids. Gene Ontology annotation, biological process: mitotic sister chromatid cohesion.
GACCAACUCGACAGGCAAGCGCGUCCGCCCGGAGAGAUUUGUUUAUAAAGUGGCGUCCCGAAAAGAAAUUAAGUUUUUUUGUAGGAAAAAUCACUUAAAUUAGGUUGGGCUGCGCCUAGACGCGAGCACAGCCGGUGGGGCGUGAUGGGGCAGUGAAAGGUUCGGUGAAAUAUUUGUCCGGAAAGGUUGGAAAUUGUGGUGCAAUUUGGCUGCCUCUAAUCUGCCGGACUGGACGUGUACAAGCUUGCACAAAGCAGAGUUAAAAGCUAACCAAGUGGAAGAGAAAGAAGAAGAAGAAGAAGUACUCCGAAUUGUGGACCUAAUUUUCCAGGAAAUCUCCCAAUCUCACCCAUUCAACCAUGCAUAUAAAACAGGUAAUCAUCCAGGGCUUCAAAAGCUACCGGGAGCAAACGGUGGUGGAGCCGUUCGACAAACGCCACAACGUGGUGGUCGGCCGCAACGGUUCCGGCAAGAGCAACUUUUUCUACGCCAUUCAGUUCGUGCUGAGCGACGAGUUCACGCAUCUGCGGCCGGAGCAGCGGCAGGCGCUGCUGCACGAGGGUACGGGCCCGCGGGCCAUGUCCGCGUACGUGGAAAUCAUCUUCGACAACUCGGACAACCGCGUCCCGAUCGACAAGGAGGAAAUCUACCUGCGGCGUGUGAUCGGCGCGAAGAAGGACCAGUACUUCCUGAACAAAAAGGUCGUGCCCCGGUCGGAGGUGGUCAAUUUGCUCGAGUCGGCCGGCUUCUCCAACUCCAACCCGUACUACAUCGUGAAGCAGGGCAAGAUCAACCAGAUGGCGACCGCGCCGGACUCGCACCGGCUGAAGCUGCUGCGCGAGGUGGCCGGCACGCGCGUGUACGACGAGCGGAAGGAGGAGUCGAUGAAUCUGCUGCGCGAGAGCGAGGGCAAGCUGGAGAAGAUUUCCGAGUAUCUGCGCACGAUCGAGGACCGGCUGAAGACGCUGGAGGAGGAGAAGGAGGAGCUGUCCGAGUAUCAGAAGUGGGACAAGGCGCGCCGCACGCUCGAGUACGUGAUCUACGAGACGGAGCUGAAGGAGACGCGCAAGCAGCUGGAGGAGCUGGACGGGCAGCGCAAAUCGUCCGGCGACAAGCAGCUGCUGCUGACGCAGGAGAUACAGAAGGCGCAGGACCGGCUGAAGAACGCGCAGAAAGCGCUGAAGGACGCGAAGAAGGACGUGGUGACGGCGAAGGACGAGAAGUCGGUGCUGGCGACGGAGCAUCAGCAGCUGCUGCGCGAGAAGACGAAGCUGGAUCUGACGAUCUCCGACCUGUCGGAUGAGGUGCAGGGCGACAACAAGUCGAAGGAGCGGGCGGAGCAGGAGCUGGAGCGGCUCAAGAUCACGAUCGCGGAGAAGGAGAAGGAGCUGGAGCAGGUGCGGCCCCGGUACGAGGCGAUGCGGCGAAAGGAGGAGGAGUGUUCGCGCGAGCUCAAUCUGAAGGAGCAGAAGCGCAAGGAGCUGUACGCGAAGCAGGGGCGCGGGUCGCAGUUCUCGUCGAAGGAGGAGCGCGACAAGUGGAUCCAGGGCGAGCUGAAGUCGCUGAACAAGCAGAUCAAGGACAAAAUUUCGCACCAGAACAAGCUGCAGGACGACCUGAAGAAGGACAUUGCGAAGCAGGGCGAGCUGGAGAAGAAGAUCCAGGAGCACACGGAGUCGUUCGAGCAGCUGCGCGUCCAGAUCGACGAGCACAACAAGAACUUUUACGAGCUGAAGAAGAAGAAGGAUCACUACCAGAGUCUCCGGAACGAUAUCUGGAAGAAGGAGACGGCGGUGACGCAAACGCUGUCCGGGUACAAGGAGGAGCUGGCGCGGGCCGACCAGGCGCUUCGCUCGAUGGCGGGCAAACCGAUCCUGAAUGGGCGCGAUUCGGUGCGCAAGGUGCUGGAGAGCUUUCUGCAGCGGGGCCGCGAGUAUGCGGAUAUUGCCAACGCGUACUAUGGGCCGGUGAUCGAGAACUUCAAUUGCGACAAGUCGAUCUACACCGCGGUGGAGGUGACGGCGGGCAAUCGGCUGUUCCAUCACAUCGUCGAGUCGGACCGCGUCGGUACGCAGAUUCUGAAGGAGAUGAACAAGCAGAAGCUGCCGGGCGAGGUGACGUUUAUGCCGCUGAACCGGCUGCAGGUGAAGAUCCACGACUAUCCGGAAGAUCCCGACUCGAUACCGAUGAUUUCGAAGCUCAAGUACGAGGAGCAGUACGACAAGGCGCUGCGGUACAUCUUCGGCAAGACGCUGAUUUGUCGUAAUUUGGAGCGGGCGACCGAGCUGGCCAAAAGCACCGGCCUGGACUGUGUCACGCUCGAGGGUGAUCAGGUGUCGUCGAAGGGUUCGCUGACCGGCGGGUACUUUAACACGUCCCGCUCGCGACUGGAGAUGCAGAAGAAGCGCUCCGAGUACAGCCAGCUGAUACAGGAGCACGAGAAGGAGCUGGCCGACUUUCGGGCCGAGCUGAAGCAAACCGAGGCGAACAUCAACUCGAUCGUGUCGGAGAUGCAAAAGACGGAAACGAAGCAGGGCAAAUCGAAGGACGCGUUCGAGAAGAUACAGGCCGACAUCCGGCUGAUGAAGGACGAGCUGUCGCGCAUUGAGCGCUUCCGCAGCCCGAAGGAGCGCUCGCUGGCGCAGUGCAAGGCGAACCUGGAGGCGAUGACGAGCACGAAGGAGGGGCUGGAGAACGAGCUGCACCAGGAGCUGAUGUCGCAGCUGUCGGUGCAGGACCAGCACGAGGUGGACUCGCUGAACGACGAGAUCCGGCGGCUGAACCAGGAGAACAAGGAAGCGUUCACGUCGCGCAUGAGCCUGGAGGUGACGAAGAACAAGCUGGAGAAUCUGCUCACGAACAAUCUGUUCCGGCGCAAGGACGAGCUGGUGCAGGCGCUGCAGGAAAUCUCGGUGGAGGACCGGAAGCGGCAGCUGACCAACUGCCGGAACGAGGUGGUCGCGACGGAGAAGCGCAUCAAGAAGGUGCUGACCGACACGGAGGAGGUCGACCGGAAGCUGAGCGAAGCGCUCAAGCAGCAGAAAACGCUCCAGAAGGAGCUGGAAUCGUGGAUCCAGAAGGAGAAGGAGGCGCAGGAAAAGCUGGAAGAGGACGGCAAGCGGAUGGAGAAGUGGGCGACGAAGGAGAACAUGCUGCGCCAGAAGAUCGACGAGUGCACGGAGAAGAUCGCGGGGCUGGGCGCGCUGCCGAACGUGGACGCGAGCUACCAGAAGAUGUCGCUCAAGUCGCUGUUCAAGGAGCUGGAGAAGGCCAAUCAGCAUCUGAAGAAGUACAACCACGUGAACAAGAAGGCGCUCGACCAGUUCCUGAGCUUCAGCGAGCAGAAGGAAAAGCUGUACAAGCGCAAGGCCGAGCUGGACGUGGGCAAGGACAAGAUCUGCGAGCUGAUGCAGCUGCUCGAGGCGCGCAAGGUGGAAGCGAUCCAGUUCACCUUCCGGCAGGUGGCGGCCAACUUUUCCGAGGUGUUCAAGAAGCUGGUACCGCAGGGCAACGGGCAUUUGAUACUGCGCACCACGAACGAUCAGGAGGGCAACGAUAUGGAGCGGGAGGUGGAAACGUCGGAUGAGUUUACCGGCAUUGGGAUACGCGUGUCGUUCACGCAGGUCGAUGCGGAGAUGCGCGAGAUGAACCAGCUGUCCGGGGGGCAGAAAUCGUUGGUCGCGCUGGCGCUGAUCUUCGCCAUCCAGAAGUGCGAUCCGGCACCGUUCUAUCUGUUUGACGAGAUCGACCAGGCGCUGGACGCGCAGCAUCGCAGUGCCGUGGCGGACAUGAUACACGAGCAGAGCGAUCGGGCCCAGUUCAUUACGACCACGUUCCGGCCGGAGCUGAUGGAGAAGGCGCACAAGUUUUACGGUGUGCGGUUCCGGAACAAGGUGAGUCACGUGGACUGCGUCACCAAGGAGGUGGCACGUGACUUUGUCGACGAUGAUACGACGCACGGUUAAGCGAGGGGGGCAGGGGAGGUGUAUUCUAUCUCUCUUUGUAAGGCAUUCGAUUUAUUUUUUAACACCUCUUUCUCGUCCUGUGUCCUGUUGCAAGAUUGCCCUUUUUUUAAAUAUUCCUUUUUUGGUUUUCAAAAACUACAUAAUGGAUUGAAAUGAUGCUCCCUAAUGUCCAUGUAACCCAAUUUUUAAAACAGUGACACACCGCGCAGGCACAAGAAUCGAGGUCCAUUUUUACCGUAGUUACUACUUAAUCGAGCAUAAUCGUAGACGCUAAGCAGAUCAAAACAGUGAAGAAAACAUUAUACAUUAAAAAAUUGGGUAGCUGCUGGUUUGAUGGGAUUACAUCAGUUAGAACUUAGUAUUCUGUGUAUUUAAACGUCACGUCACAUUACAGACUAUUUUGUAUUUUUUAGAUGUCUUCUGGAGUAAUAAAGCAUUAAAAUUACCAAGAAAUCGAUUGAAGAUGCGUUUGUGAAUUAAUCCUUUGGAUUGAUGUAAGAUAAACGCAAAUAGAGACCUUUCCAUCGUAAUUGCCCCUAUUCCCGAUCAUUGUCACUAAAACCAUAAGAAAAUAAACGCCUCGAAGUAUGCAAUUUCAUUACAAA